Messenger RNA from Vicia faba (fava bean), 252 nucleotides. The record is from the annotation of a GenBank genome assembly. NCBI's taxonomy places the organism in Eukaryota, Viridiplantae, Streptophyta, Magnoliopsida, Fabales, Fabaceae.
AUGAAUGAAUCCUACAGGAACUGUUUAUCACUAUACAGUGUAGAAGUCAACGAAGAUCGGUCCAGUCUUGAAACAAGUGAAUCUUCUAGAGGACUUUAUGAUAUCAUAACCAUUGACUAUGUUUUGCCGAUUGAAUCAGCUAGGGCGUGGUUUAUUCAAAUUGUGACGGAUCAUUUUAUCGAUGAUAGUCUGAUUGAGGUGUUUGAUUCUGAUGCUGAUUAUGGUGAUCAAGACAAGAUGAACAGAGGUUAG